Panonychus citri (citrus red mite) is the source of this 2708-nucleotide messenger RNA. It is a transcript of the gene Sobp, whose product is annotated as sine oculis-binding protein homolog A-like. The record is from RefSeq and is a predicted model, not a curated record. Gene Ontology annotation, biological process: animal organ development. Gene Ontology annotation, cellular component: nucleus. NCBI's taxonomy places the organism in Eukaryota, Metazoa, Arthropoda, Arachnida, Trombidiformes, Tetranychidae. The transcript is spliced from 2 exons. The coding region runs from base 554 to 2497 and encodes 647 amino acids.
UAAAUUUGCUCUUCCCACUCUUACUCUCACUUUCAUUUUCUCUCUUUCUCAUGUUGAUCUUCAUUAGUAAAGUUAAUCAAAUUUUCUUUACCUUUUGUGAUUGAAAAGACACCAACGCCAAGCGAAAUUGUCAACAACGUGUUUACCAUAAUCACCGAGAAUUCGUUCUUUUACCUCCUAUUUUUUUCUUUUCUCUUCUUCUUCCUCCUCCUUCUUUAAUUUCUCUUCUCAUCAUCAGCCUUCAAUUUCGUUGAUUAUCAAGUUCUUUGAAUUUUUCUCUCACUUUCAUCAUCUCAUUUUCUCCGGUUACAGUUCUCUCAAUCAAACCCACUUUUCUUUUCUCCCAUUAAAUUACAUCACAUUGUUUUCCCUUCGCCGACGCCGCCAUUUCUAUACUUUUGUUUUCUUUUCUCUUUCAUCUCCAUCGUAUAAUCCUUAACUCUUGCGUAGGAAAGAGAGAGAGAGAGAGAGAGAGAGAGAGGGUGGAUCUUCAUCCUUUAGUGUUUAUGGGUGAGAGGGAACCCUGAAGACGAUAAAGAUCAUCAGAUAAUCAAUGGCUACUUCUAAUGUUCAUGGAUGUUCAAAUUCCACCGGUGGUUCUAAUGGUGACGAAGAUGAAGAUUCAAAUGGUCACGUUCUUUGUGCUUGGUGUCAAAAGAUUGGCUCUAAAGUGUUUUCUCUGAGAACUCACAAUGGCUUCAAGGCUUUUUGUAGUGAAUUGUGUUUCGCUCAAUGUAGACGAGCCUCGUUUAAGAAAAACAAAGUUUGUGAUUGGUGUAAACACGUUCGUCACACAGUUAAUUAUGUUGAUUUUCACACUGGUGAACAAACACUUCAAUUUUGUUCAGACAAAUGUCUUAAUCAAUAUAAGAUGAACAUUUUUUGUCGUGAAACUCAGGCUCAUCUAAACGCAUUUUCUGCUGUAUAUCGAUCACCAAGUCCACCUAGAAGUUAUCUUAAUUCUGGAAAUAUUUUUCGUUCUUCUAAUGAUCUCCUUCAUGAGAGUGAUAAAGAUGAACCAAAGGAAAUUGAAACUCCACCAACAACCCCGGAUCUUUGGCCUCGAAAUUCAAGUUUCCUCAAAUUGAUCGCCACUUCUUCAUCUUCCUCAUCACGAUCAAGUUUAUCCUCAAGUCCUCCUCCAACAUUAGAGUCUCUCUGUAGUUCGCCAGCCUCUUCGUCGAAAAGUAAUUCUCAGCAAUUAACUAUCCACAACAAUCAAGCUCCAAUCGACAAAUGUCCCAUAGAAAUUUGUGACAAUUUAAAUCUUUCUAAUGAAGAAUUGAAACCCAAAGACAUUGCUCGAAAUACUGAAACUUCGACUAAAAAAGCUUUAGUUAAGUUCAAAGUAGUUGGUAAUUCUCGAGAAAAUAAAGUCAAAUCUUCGUCAAUUCUUAAAUCUUCUAGUGGUAAUUGUAACAAGCAACGUUCCGUCAAAAGUCAGCGAAAUCUCAACAACAAUCAAGAAAAUAUCGUCGAUUCAAAUAGAAGCAAAAUUGGAAGCACUAACGAACGUUCAAAAGCCAAUUCGGUACCUUGUGAAUCUGUCCCUCCUAAUGAUCAUCCAGUACCGUUUUCAUCUCUUAGUCCUUCAAUUAAUCAACCAAUGCCAGUUAAAUUCUCAGAGCCGGUUACUAAUUGUUCACCGACAUUUACCAAUUUGCCGAAUCAGUGUUUUCCUAAUGGACCAGUGAGGUUACCUCAUUUUCCUCAUCCAUCUCAUCAAUUCUUCCAUCAACUUCGACCGGACUUGUUUCGUCUUCGUCAAUCUCUUCCAAUGCCACCGUUUAAUCAACAAAAUUUAUUCCGAUUACCUGGUGGACAUCAUUGUCCACCAUUUCCUCCGAUUCCAGUUCAUCAUCAUUCACCAUUUUCUUGUCCUUCUCAUUUACCAGGUCAUCAAGGUUCUCAACCACCGGCAUCAUUACAAUUUCAUCCAGCACCAAUUAUGGGACAAUCAGGACCAAAUAGUUCAUUUAAUUAUCCUAAUUCAUUUGGUCCAAUGGCCCAUCCAUAUUUACUACCUCUUCCAAUGCCGAUUCCACUUCCAAUUCCAUUUCCAAUUAGAUUUAAUUCAUCUUCCGACCUUAAAUCAGUGAUCUCAACGGAAGAUAAAGAAGUUCAAGUUGGCAUAAGUCAGGAAUUAUUUUCUCAAUUUAAUCCUAAUCCAAGACAAAUUAACGGUGUUGAUCCUUCAAAGAAUAUAAUCAACAUCUCAGAGCGUGAGAGUCAAACAAGAUUCCGAAUUGAUACUUUAAUGAAUAAACUGAUUGACAAAAGGAUGCGAGAAAUGGAUGAACCAAAUCACCAAGAAUUGAUCAACAUUCAAUCAAAUUGUAACGCAAUCAAUUUGAAAAGAAGUAAAAUUGAACAAUCAACAGAAUCUGUAAUUAAUUCUGUGAUGGAUUCAAGUUUAUCAAAUGGUUAUCAUAAUGAUUCACGUUCUUCAAAUCUUCUCAAAGCCAAAAGAUUUAAACGAGAUAUUUUAUCCAUUUAAUUAACAAUUAACGCUUUAAACAAGAACAGUAAUUAACGAUUGAAGUGAAGAAAAAAAAAUUGUUACAACUAAAUGAUAAAAUCUCAUCUAAUUACUGUUAUAUCAUUUAUCCAUUUCAAAAAUUCAUGUAUUUCAAAUGUUAUCAAAAAAAACUACAUUGUUGUAAAAUCAAUUGUUAAAUGUUGAUUAAAAUUCAUUGAUCAAACCUUAA